Molecule: messenger RNA, 5230 nt
Organism: Zingiber officinale
Lineage: Eukaryota; Viridiplantae; Streptophyta; Magnoliopsida; Zingiberales; Zingiberaceae
Product: sister chromatid cohesion protein PDS5 homolog A-A-like
Exons: 32
Coding region: 197-4870 (1557 amino acids)
Biological process (GO): mitotic sister chromatid cohesion; DNA repair
Cellular component (GO): chromatin; nucleus
Source: RefSeq, a predicted model, not a curated record
CGGUGAUCGGAAGGAUCGUUCGAAGUCACUCCUCAUUUGCACGCCCCUUCGUCCGCUUUGCCUCCUCCCCUUCCCGAUCCAUUCGACUCCUGCUCGUUUGUUGGUUUGAACGGGGCAGCGGGCGGAAGACCUAGACGACGAGGAAGAGGACGACGACGAGAGACGAGCUGGUCGACCCCUGCUCCGUCGCUGACCGAUGGCAGAAAUGGCGCAGAAGCUGCAGCAGCAACUCAAGGAGGUGGGAUCGAAACUGGAGAGCCCUCCAGCGUCCAAAGACGCGCUAAUUAAGCUACUCAAGCAAGCUGCAAAUUGUCUGUCUGAGUUAGAGCAGUCACCGUCACCUUCUGUCUCAGACUCAAUGCAAUCUUGUGUAAAUGCAUUUGCCCAAAAAGACCUGUUGACGCAUCAAGAUCGUGAUGUCAAAGUUCUUGUAGCAACCUGUGUUUGUGAAAUCACCAGAAUAACUGCACCAGACGCUCCAUAUAGUGAUGAUGUUCUAAGGGAUAUAUUUCAUUUGAUUGUUGGUACCUUUGCUGGAUUGGGUGAUAUUGACAGCCCUUCUUAUGAGAGAAGGGUUGUUAUCCUUGAGACCGUUGCCAAAUACAGGUCAUGUGUUGUGAUGUUGGAUCUUGAAUGUAAUGAUCUCAUACAGGAAAUGUUCAGAACAUUUGUUUCAGUCAUCAGUGACGAUCAUCCCCAAAACAUCUUUACGUCAAUGCAAACUAUCAUGAUCCUUAUUCUAGAUGAGAGUGAGGAAUUACAGGAAAAUCUUAUUUUAAUCCUGCUUUCAGUGUUGGGCUGUAAAGUAAAUGGUUCCUCUAUGGCUGCACGGAGGCUUGCUAUGAAUGUUAUAGAACGUUGUGCAGGAAAACUUGAACCAUUCAUAAAGCAGUUUCUUGUAUCUUCACUGUCAGGCGAUGGUAGUUAUUUAAAUUAUUCAAUUGAUCAUCAUGAAGUUAUAUAUGACUUGUACCAGUGCGCACCACAAAUUCUUGCAAGAAUAAUUCCUUACAUAACUGGCGAAUUGUUGACAGAUAAGCUAGACAUUCGACUUAAAGCAGUUCAGCUCUUGGGGAAAUUAUUUUCUUUACCUGAGGUACCUGUAUCUGAAGCUUUUCAGUCAGUCUUUGAUGAAUUCCUAAAGAGAUUGACUGACAGAGUAGUUGAAGUCCGUCUAUCUGUCAUUGAUCAUUUGAAGAAUUGCCUGGUUACUAAUCCUGAACGUCCUGAGGCUCCUCUGAUUAUAAAAGCACUUUCUGACAGAGUGUUGGAUUAUGAUGAGAAAGUUCGAAAAAAAGUUGUUGCUGCAGUUUAUGAUGUGGCUUGUCAUUCUUUCAAAGUAAUUCCAAUGGAGAUAGCUAGUUUUGUGGCUGAGCGUCUGCGAGAUAAAUCUUUGACUGUAAAGAAGUAUACAAUGGAGAGGCUUGUUGAUCUACAUCAAUUGUAUUGCUUGAAGAGCUCUGAUGGUUCAACAAAUUUGGAUGAUUGCAAAUGGAUACCAGGGAAGAUAUUGAAAUGUUUGUAUGACCCAGAUUUUAGGUUGGAAGCGGUUGAACUUCUCCUUUGUGGAUCUUUGUUUCCACCUGAGUUAUCAAUCAAAAAUAGGGUGAAACAUUGGGUGUCAGUUUUUUCAGUAUUUGAUAAAUUCGAGAUUAAAGCCAUUGAGCAGAUUCUUUUGCAAAAGCAAAGGUUACAGCAUGAAAUGCAGAAGUAUCUGUCUCUUAGACAGACAUAUCAGGAAGAUGCAUCUGAACUUCACAAAAGAAUUUUUGUUUGCUUCAAGAGCAUGUCUCGGUUGUUCAAUGACCCUAUGAAUGCUGAGGAGAAUUUUCAGUUUCUUAAUCAGUUGAAAGAUGUUAAUAUUUGGAAAAUUUUAACAAUACUACUUGAUCCAUCCACUAGUUUGUACGAAUCAUGGUCACGCCGGGAUGAGUUGCUUAAAAUCCUUGGUGAGAAGCAUCCACUUUAUGAUUUUAUGGAUACACUUACUUUGAAGUGUUCGUACAUACUCUUCAACAAAGAGUUUGUCAAAGAGACACUGUCAGAAGCUGCUGCUCAACAUUCUGCUGGAAAUACAAAACUUAUUUCUUCAUCCAUGAAUCUGCUUACGGUCAUUUCAGGUUACUCUCCCUUACUUUUAGCUGGGUGUGAAGAAGAUCUUCUUCUUCUUCUGAAAGAGGACAAUGACUUGGUUAAGGAAGGUAUUGCCCAUGUUCUGGCAAAGGCCGGUGGGACUAUUCGCGAACAACUGACAAUGGCUUCAAGUUCAGUUGAACUUCUUUUAGAAAGGUUGUGUCUAGAGGGCACCAGGAAGCAGGCUAAAUAUUCUGUACAGGCCCUAGCAGCAAUAACUAAAGAUGAUGGUCUCAAGUCACUCUCUGUUCUUUACAAGAGGCUUGUGGAUAUUUUGGAGGAGAAAUCACAUUUGCCAUCUAUUUUGCAAUCACUUGGAUGCAUUGCACAGACUGCUAUGCCAAUUUUUGAAACAAGAGAGGAUGAAAUUACUGAGUUUAUUACCAGUAAAAUAUUGCAUAACAGUAAUAAGUCUGAUGAGGUUUCUUUUGUUAAUACUGAAUGGAGUGAAAUAUCUGAACUGUGUUUGACAAAGAUGUUUGGUAUCAAAACAUUGGUAAAAAGCUACAUACCAGCCAAAGAUGCUCAUAUGAGACCAGGAAUUGAAAAGCUUCUGGAAAUUCUUCAGAAAAUAUUUUCUUAUGGGGAAAUCUCAGAGGAAAUACGGUCAAACAAUGUUGAUAAAGCUCAUAUGAGGCUUGCUUCUGCAAAAGCUGUUCUUCGGUUAUCAAGAUAUUGGGACCAAAAGAUAACUACUAGUUUGUUUUAUUGGACUCUAAGAAUUUCUCAGGAUGCUUAUGCUGAAUCUAAAAAAUCAUUCUUAAACAAAGUACAUCAGUAUAUCAAGGAACGGUUAUUGGAUGCAAAGUAUGCUUGUGCCUUCUUGCUUAACUUUAAUGAUUGUCACUGCCCUGAAUAUGAAGAGUGUAAACAGAGUCUACUUGAACUUGUACACAUGUGUCGGCAAGUUAAAAUGCGACAACUGUCUACACAAUCUGACUUGAGUUCCGCACCAGCUUACCCUGAAUAUAUUCUUGCCUACACGGUCCAUGCUCUUGCACAUGACCCUUCUUGUCCAAAUAUUGAUGAGUGCUUGAAUGUUCAGGCAUUUGAGCACAUAUACUGGCGGUUGCAUUUACUUCUUUCCUUGUUGUUGCAUGGUGAUGAUGGUAAACAAUCUGGUGCUUUUCCAAUCGAGAGAAAGGAGAGCUAUUACACAAUCCUCUCCAUCUUUCACAGUAUUAAAAAUGCCAAAGAUGUAGUUGAUGAAACAAAGUCAAAUGCUCUAUACGCUAUAUGCUAUCUGGGACUCUCAAUUUUAAAGAGACUAGUGCCUGACGAGGUUCAGGUCUCAGGGUUUGAUGUAAUUCCAUUGCCAAAUAUGUUAUACAGAGCUGUUGACUGUAGCAAUAACUAUAGCAUGACGGAUGACAACAAAUGGACGUGGUUGAAUAGCGAUAGUGUCUUGGCCCAUUUUGAGGCUCUUAGACUGAAGAAUAAAAAAAUGGGUGACUCACUUGUUGUAGAGGAUGGAAUGGUUGUGGAGGAGAAUGGAGAUGACAAUGAAGUUCCUCUUGGGAAGAUGAUGGAAAUUCUCAGAAAUCAAGGAGUCAAGAAGAAGAAAAAAAAGAAAAAGGACAUAUUUACUAAUCUGGAAACUAUUAAUAGUGAAUUUGACGUGUUGGGUGUGGUGAGAGAAAUAAAUUUGGAGAGUUUUAAACAAACUCAAGACAGGGAAGCAAUAGUUUCAGAUCACAAUUGCAGAAGUGGAAAGCAAAAUGGUAAAGUCAAUACUGAGAAGGAAAUAUCAUCUCUGAGUAAAAGACAACGUGAUGCCAUUGGGUUUGAGGUGCUUGCACCAACACCAAAACGCAAAAGAUCAAUUUCCACGAAUAGGUUGAAUUCAUCAAAGGGUCGGAAGGGAAACACAAAGAGAUCUCCAAUACAGUCCUUGUUAGAACAGAGUUUGUUUGAGGAUGACAGGACUGAAACUGAAACUGAUCUGCUCAUCACUUAUGCAACUGACAUCUCAUCCAUGAAAGGAAGAAAAGUUUCUGAUGCAUUGCAUAUUGAGAAAGAUGUGGAUAGCUCUUCAGAGAAAUUAACAUUAGGAGAAGACAACAAAAAGAAAGAUUAUCAAUCUAGAACUAGUUCAACUAAAAAGCGUAAAAGAAGAAGCAUUGCUCGGUUAGAAAAGUGUACGUCACUAGUAGAUCAAUCCAGUGAAUCAGAAUUAGUUGGUUCCAGAAUAAGGAUCUGGUGGCCAUUGGAUAAACGGUUCUAUCAAGGUGUUGUGCAUUCCUAUGAUCCAGGAAACAAGAAGCAUACGAUUCUUUAUGAUGAUGGAGAUGUGGAGGUUCUUCUUUUAAGCAAAGAGAAUUGGGAAAUCAUCAAUAAUACUCUUUCAGCUGGAAAGCAACCAAAAUCCCUACCUGUAUUGGUGUCUAAAAAUCUGUCUUCCUCUAAAGCAAAGAAAAAGGGUUCUACAAUAAAGAGGGUCGAGGAAAACAGCAAACUAGUGUCAGUGAGCAACAAUAAUUUAGAUCUUAGUCCUUCCAGUAACGAUGAGCUCAAGGACUUGCGCAUCGAUCAGUCAGAGUAUGAUGAUGCAAAAUCAGAUGGUCCUCAAGAUGAGGAAGUGACACUGGCCUCCCAAUCAGAAGAGGAAGUGAAAGCAGAAGAAUUACAUGAGUCAUCAAAGGAGGAAAUUGAAUCACCCAAGUUGACAGAUGCAAAGGAUGAUUCUGACAAUGAACCAAUUAAUAUAUGGAGGCUACGAGCGUUGAAGUCCAUCUGAUCCUUCAAAUUCAAUCCUAACAUUGCAUGAAUUCGUGCACCUGGUCCACAUGCAGCUUACACUGAUGCAAAUGCUACCGCUAUGAUACCCCUCGAGAUGUUGAUACGACGAUGUAAAAAUAACUGAAGCCACAUAGUGCAAAGUCUGAGAAUUCCAUCAAUGCAUGAAUUGCUCGUGUAAACAAUCAAAAAUUUGUAAGCUUUGGAUUAUUUUGUUGUCUGUUAGAUUAGUUUGGAUGUAUAUUAUGGGUUUGGAGCUUGUGAAUUCUGAUGCUCCUUUGAUUUAUUGGACGUCGAUCCAACAAAAGGGACAAUGCUAUUUUUAUGUGGGACAUGAAAUAUCUGAAUGGUCUUUUUUGAA